AUGGAGACUGAAAACAAUUCAACAGUGACAGAGUUCAUUCUUUUGGGAUUAACAGACAACCCUAUGCUAUGUGCCGUUUUCUUCAUGGUUUUUCUAGCAGUUUAUAUAGUUACCAUAGUGGGAAAUAUUAGCAUAAUCUUCUUAAUCCGAAGCAGCCCACAGCUUCACACCCCAAUGUACCUUUUUCUCAGUCAUUUGGCCCUUGUGGACAUUGGGUAUUCCACAUCUGUUACACCAAUCAUGCUCAUCAGUUUCUUAAGAGAGAAAACGACUAUUCCCGUCACCAGCUGUAUAGCACAGCUUGGCUCUGAUGUCAUGUUUGGAACCACAGAGUGCUUCCUGCUGGCCACUAUGGCCUAUGAUCGCUAUGUGGCUAUCUGCUCUCCCCUACUUUACUCCAUCCAAAUGUCCCCAAUCGUCUGCUUCCUCCUACUGGGAGCCUCCUACCUGGGUGGAUGCAUGAACACUUCGUCUUUUACAGGCUGUUUGAUGAACCUGUCCUUCUGUGGUCCAAAUAAAAUCAACCACUUUUUCUGUGACCUCUUCCCACUCUUGAAGCUUUCUUGUGGUCAUGUUUACAUUGCUGAAAUAUCCCCCGCUAUCACCUCUGCAUCUGUCCUUAUCAGCACGCUAUUUACCAUAAUCGUGUCCUACAUCUACAUCCUCCACUCCAUCCUGAAGAUGCGCUCUACUGAGGGAAGGAACAAGGCUUUCUCCACCUGCACUUCCCACCUCACUGCAGUCACGUUGUUCUAUGGGACCGUUUUGUUUGUUUAUGUAAUGCCCAAGUCAAGCUAUUCAGCGGAUCAGGUCAAGGUGGCAUCUGUGAUCUACACGGUGGUGAUUCCUAUGCUGAACCCCCUCAUCUACAGUCUCAGAAAUAAGGAGGUGAAAGAGGCCAUGAGAAAACUGUUGGCAAAAACACAUUGGUUUUCCUGA
Saimiri boliviensis boliviensis (Bolivian squirrel monkey) is the source of this 939-nucleotide messenger RNA. RefSeq names its product olfactory receptor 5P4. Lineage: Eukaryota; Metazoa; Chordata; Mammalia; Primates; Cebidae. Gene Ontology annotation, biological process: G protein-coupled receptor signaling pathway. The record is from RefSeq and is a predicted model, not a curated record. Gene Ontology annotation, molecular function: olfactory receptor activity; G protein-coupled receptor activity. Gene Ontology annotation, cellular component: membrane.